CAUUUUCCUUCUUCCUAAUUUAUCUAUUUCCAUUUUCGAGCCUUUCUUGAGACAAUAAUUUAACAAAUUUCUUCAGCAUCUUCUUCCUCGAACCAAAUCUGCCUCUCUCAAUUAGCCAUGGGCGUCGCCGUUCUAAAUCCUCAAGAUUGCUUGAAAGAUCCUUUCUCUCACAUGAAACACCAUCGCAAUCCAAGCGCAUGUCCCAACAGGCAGAAGAAGCCGGUUUCCAACAACCGUACACGCCGUAGUCCUCCUCGUAAUCAAUCCACCAGAUCUUCUCCUUCUCCUCCUCCUGUAGCACCGCCGCUUCCUCCUCCUCGUGCGGCCGUCUCUGCUUUCGUUCCAAAAGGAACCGUCAAGAAGAGUCCUAGCAAUACCGUAGUCGUUAGCCAGGUGAGAAUCCUGAAGCGCGGCGAAGAAAUCCCCAAGGAGACUUCAGAUCUGGUUGUUGAAAAGUCAGAUCUGGGAUCUACUCGUCGGAUUGGACCAGAUCCGGGUUUGAUUCCGAGUCAGAUCCGUUUAUCUGGCCGCAAAUUGAAAUCAGCACCGUUUUACGCCGGUCCUGUGACCAUGACCUCUCCGCCUCCCAGCGAUGUCCCGCUUCCUGCCUUUUUCACGAAGAAGGCAACCAAUGAUCUCAUCAGGAUCCUUCGCCUAGACAUCGCCUGACGGUGUCUGUCGCCGAUCGUCUUAGAUUUUUAAAAUCUCCGAUGAUCCAACUGGUUACUAAAGUGUUACAAUUCCA
Messenger RNA from Arabidopsis arenosa, 745 nucleotides. NCBI's taxonomy places the organism in Eukaryota, Viridiplantae, Streptophyta, Magnoliopsida, Brassicales, Brassicaceae. The record is from the annotation of a GenBank genome assembly.